UCGUCGAGGCUCAGUACUUGGCAGUCAUACAUAAAACACACUGACACACACAUAAGCUUUACAAGUGAUAUCCUUUUCUGGGAGAUAGAGGAAGAAUUCAAGAAAAGAGCACAAUUAUAUACAGAUAAAUUUGGAUCUCACAGUCAGUAGCCAUCCAGAUGAAUAUAUGGGCACUACUUGUUCUUUUUUAAGGAGGUGGUAUUGUGUCUGCUUAUUUUCUUGAAGAUAAUCUUCCCCUGGCCAGAAUUAUUAUGCAACUUCAUAUUAAUGCUCAGAAGAUAUUAUGAACUUGACCUCCUGGACUUGGACCAUUAAAGCUGUGCUGUUCUGAACAGGCAUGAGAUUCAUAUUCUUAAUUUGCAACCUCAAUCGCUCUAAUGAGUAAGGAGAAUGUUCCACAACUUAUCAGUACUGGGGUUGGUGAUGAACAGUUGUCUUCAGGUAGGGCUGAAGAGCUGACAGUUUAUUCUACAUCACGCCCUAGUCUAGAUAAGGAGGCUGGGUUAGCUGCCUGUCGUGUGUGUCAGUGUGCUGAAUCUGACAAAAGGGGUGAUGCUGCUUUGGAGUUUUUAGGUAUCACCCCAGUAUUGAACUCACAGAAAAGAAAAGAAGAUUUAAAGCUUGAUUGCAAAGAUGUUUUAAAGGAUGCUGAAAGUGACACUUGUGCCAAAGAUGGUAAAAAAGAUUCUGGAUUCGUGGAGUUUGUCAGUCCUGAUGGCGAGGUCUUCAUUUGUAAUACUGAUAUAGAAAAGGGUUUUGAUUACAAUCGAGAUGUGUUAAUUGAGCUGGGAUGUGCUUGCAAAAAUGAUCUCGCUCUGGUACACUACGCUUGUGCCCUCAAAUGGUUUGUGAAUCAUGGAUCAACUGUUUGUGAAAUAUGUGGACGUGUUUCAAAGAAUAUUAAUGUUACAGACUUGAAAAAGGUUGUAGCUUCUCUGAAGGAGUAUGAAACCUUAAGGGAAAGGACCGCCAAUGGAAUACCAUACCCAGAAAAUGUGCAGACAAGUUCCUGUGUAGAUCCCGAUGCUCUUGCUGCCAUUCGGAGGCAGCGACUAAGUGAAAUAUCACUCUGGUUUGGUCCACAUAAUAACAACUACUCGACGACAGUUUCACAGGGUUCUGAACAAGUUUCUAAUGCUGUUGCUGAAGAAGUCACUCCUGCUGAGAAUUCUGCUACCAAAUGGGCUGUCGAGGGUACAGGGAUACUUCUUGCCACCGGCUUGCUUACUCUUACAUUAGCAUGGCUGAUUGCUCCUCGCGUUGGAAAGAAAACUGCCAAAAGUGGUCUUCAUAUCCUUCUUGGAGGUAUCUGUGCGUUAACAGUUGUAGUAUUCUUCCGCUUUUUUGUUCUAACAAGAAUCAAGUAUGGACCUGCGCGAUAUUGGGCAAUCUUAUUUAUCUUCUGGUUUCUUGUUUUCGGUAUAUGGGCAUCAAGAACACAUGCUACUCACUCAACAUGAUUCUUUCCGCGCACAGCGAACAAAGGUGCUCCGGAAACAGUGAUUCAGCUGUAUGCUAUAUGGCGGUGAUCCGUGAGUAGUCUAAAGAAGGGUUUUUUUUUUUUUUUUUUUUUAAUAAAAUAGAAUUGUAAGUGUGCCUUUAUAAUGCUUGUUUUCAAAAUUAGGGUAAGAAUUGUCGUAUCUGUAUUAUAUUGGCCAGUGGAAGGUCGGAAUGUUUACUAUACAGGGUGUAUUUAGGUGGAGUUUCGUGCAAAUUAUUAGCGGGGUUUAAUCAGCGCAACGUGGAUGUGAAAACUGAAAAGUUUGAUAUAUGUCCAAACUUUGUCAGUAGUAUACUAGUAUGGCAGGGAUGUCCGAAUUAGGGAGGUUACUCCCGGGCUGGGGAGUACUUGAUAUUUAGCCUUUUGAUUUGGUGAGUACGCAGCAUUAUUACAAAAAAACUUUGUGCAGAAUUCUAAUAUAUAAUAUUUAUAUUACACGAGCA
Molecule: messenger RNA, 1944 nt
Organism: Daucus carota subsp. sativus
Lineage: Eukaryota; Viridiplantae; Streptophyta; Magnoliopsida; Apiales; Apiaceae
Exons: 4
Coding region: 378-1460 (360 amino acids)
Molecular function (GO): zinc ion binding
Source: RefSeq, a predicted model, not a curated record